AUGGCUGGACGCGCUACUAAACAAAGUAGCGCCAUCCCAGCCUGGAGAAAAAGAAUUGAGGACCGUAUCGCAAAGGCAAGGGCCCUUAUCGGCAGACUGAUAAGCUUCAGGUCGGGUAAUAAUAGACCGAGGGUUGUGCGCACCGUUAGAAUGGCGUUUGCUGGGACAAAUAUCAGUUUGUCCCAGCCGGAUAUCACGCAGAAACUAACGGAGCGCAUAGACGACCUGAAGCAAAAGAUUGCCGCUUGGGGGAAGCGGAUUCGCCGAUUUACCGAGAGGUCAAGGCGGUUCAACCAGAAUCGUCUCUUCCAGAGUGAUCAGAAGAGGCUCUACAAAUCAUUGGAGCGACCAGAGGUAUAUGGAGCGGGCCCAGGACCGGAUCAGGCUAACACUGUCGCAUUUUGGCGUGGCCUGUGGUCAGAGCCCGUAAACCACAGCGAGGGCCCUUGGACGGAAGUUGUGGCGAGUCAGUGUGCGAGUAUUACGCCCAUGGACCCCGUCAUCAUAACGCCGGAUGACGUAGCUGAGGCGGUCCGUAGAGCCCCGAACUGGAAAAGUCCGGGACUCGACGGACUGCAUCACUACUGGCUGAAGGGGUUCAUGGUGUGUCACGCUGUGGUCGCCCGUCAGUUUCAAGAGGCUCUAAACCAGAAGUCGCUCCCUAGCCUCUUCACUACUGGGAUCACUCAUUUGGUUCCUAAAGACCAGGGAAGUGACGACCCCAUCGCCCGCUGCCGUAACGGUUAUGUGACAAAACCGCUACGUCAGCGCAGUCAGUCAGCACCUUGCCAAGAGGUGUUAGUGCCGUGCCUCGGCAAAAAUUGA
This is a messenger RNA of Parnassius apollo (apollo), 825 nucleotides long. Lineage: Eukaryota; Metazoa; Arthropoda; Insecta; Lepidoptera; Papilionidae. The record is from the annotation of a GenBank genome assembly.